GGCAAGGGCAGAAGCCGGCGUGCGGCGUGCGGCGUGCAUGCGUGGACGACACUCGCGAUGCGGCCGCUCCAGCUUCGCCCCCAAGUGGCCGCCGGCGGCGGCGGCGGCGGCGGUCCUGUUCGGCCCCGCGGCCUUCCCGGCCGGCUGGGUAUCCGAUCGUGUUGCAGCGACAAGAUGGGAAUCAGGAAGGCGCAGGUGGCCGUAGCAGCAACGACAAGGGGAGGAGUGAACAAGACGACGGCAGCCACGGCGGCGGACGUGGUGAGGGCGUUCUACGACGGCGUGAACCGUCGGGACCUGGCGGCGGUGGAGCCGCUCAUCGCCGAGGGCUGCGUGUACGAGGACCUGGUGUUCCCGCGGCCGUUCGUGGGGCGGGACCGGGUCAUCGGCUUCUUCGGCGAGUUCAUGGGGACCAUCAGCGCCGACCUCCAGUUCGUGAUCGACGACAUCUCCGCCGAGGACCCCGCCGCCGUCGGGGUCACCUGGCACCUCGAGUGGAGGGGGCGGCCGUUCCCGUUCAGCAGGGGAUGCAGCUUCUACCGCUUGCUGGAGUCGUCGGAGCAGGAUCAGCCGCCGCAGAUCGUGUACGGACGAGACUGCGUGGAGCCUGCCGCCAAGCCCGGGGAUUUGGCACUGGUUAUCAUCAGGGGAGUGACGUGGAUCCUUGAACGCUUCCCAAGCCUUGCCGACAGGUUCUGAUCAACGAGCAUGCAUGCGCCCUGGGCUAGGAAGAAAGUUUAUGCGUGUUGAAUCGUCGAUAGAUGGCUGGAUGCAAGGGGAAAAAUAAUAGAAAUGCAAUCUUAAAAUGGGGGAAAAAAUAUUAGAUAUGCAUGUUGCAUUGGGGAAAAUAGCAAAAACGGGCAUGCUGUAAAAAUGUCUGGAUGGAGGAAAAAAAUAAAAGUUGAUAGAUAUGUUUUUUUUAAAAGAAAAAAGUUGAUAGAUAUGCACGUUGGUAAAAGAUAGAAAAAAAUAGAAAAAUAAAUGGUCCCGGCGGGGCUCGAACCCGCGACCUUCGGCUCAUAAGACCAACUCUCUAACCAACUGAGCUACGGGACCAACUGCAUUU
Molecule: messenger RNA, 1066 nt
Organism: Panicum hallii
Lineage: Eukaryota; Viridiplantae; Streptophyta; Magnoliopsida; Poales; Poaceae
Exons: 4
Coding region: 58-699 (213 amino acids)
Source: RefSeq, a predicted model, not a curated record